This is a messenger RNA of Daphnia pulicaria, 2781 nucleotides long. RefSeq names its product transcription factor 24-like. Gene Ontology annotation, molecular function: DNA-binding transcription factor activity, RNA polymerase II-specific; protein dimerization activity; RNA polymerase II transcription regulatory region sequence-specific DNA binding. Lineage: Eukaryota; Metazoa; Arthropoda; Branchiopoda; Diplostraca; Daphniidae. Gene Ontology annotation, biological process: developmental process; regulation of transcription by RNA polymerase II. The transcript has 4 exons. The record is from RefSeq and is a predicted model, not a curated record. Bases 1509 to 1883 code for a protein of 124 amino acids.
AAUCAAAAUAUUUUAAGGCCACCGCAUUGUGUAUAGUUAUGUAACAACCUGUAAGCGUCGGGUGAUGAUGUUCAUUUUUUUCCCCAGAUAUUAUCAGCAAUCAUUUUGAAAGAGUCGGUCUCAAAGAAGCAAGCCGACUCGUCAGUCGGUUGGUUGUUGGAAUUUUGAGCAGCUCAUUGACAACCGACAACUAGUUAUUAUACAUUUUUGAGCAUCCUCUUUUCCGUUAAUUAAAAGGGAAAAAAGGGCUUGGUCUCAAGGGCGAUAUCAUCUAUCCGACAAUGUAAACGCUAAUCGUUUAAGAAGUUCUGUACUCUAUACCAGCCCUCCCUUUCCACCCUUGAUUGAUGGUGAUAGAUGAAAAAAGAUGGAUAGCGUUAAUUGUUGCAUUUAAACGAUUAGAGGUUGGCCUCAAGUAACAAGUGUUCAUCUUUGAAACCGGAAUAAUGCCGCCCAGAAAUUCAAAAUCCAAUUUUGGCGAGUUUUCCAGAAGGAUUUUCAUCAAUCUGAGCGAAUUUUUUUUUUUAUGUGUUAUGAUGGUCCAGAAUUUCCAGCUAAAUCUAAACGGUGGUGGGUCUUAUAUAAAUAUCACGCACAGGGCACAAGGUGAUUUUUGGGUCGUCGAGUCAACAAGGCCAUCGAUAUCAACAUUUAUCUCUGACGGAUCGGACACCCAACCCAAUCAACUAUUCCGGUCGGAGAGUGUUGCGGGCACGUUAACAGCGAAUUCAGCGAAUAAAUCAAUAGAAACGACGGCGACGAAUUUUUCAGACGUGCGAGCCUCGGCCACAUCACAUUCGACGUCGAACUAGAUCUAGCACGUUUGCCGUCCGGUAUUUUCUCCCCUUCACGAAGAAAAAAAAUGUUCAAAGCAUUUCUACACACGUUCGUACAACCACAACAACAACAACCACAUACCGAGCAUACAACAACUGAAAAGGAGGAGGAGGAGGCCGGGUGUUAUGUAGUGCAAACGCACCGAGCCCCAAUUAGUUAGAGGACCUCGUGUAACUUGAUCCGGUUAGGGAGGGUGUGUGGGCUUUUUCGUAUUUCUUUAAUUUCAUUUUCCAACUGGGGAUGAUGAGGAGGAUGGAUGGAUGGAGGGGAAUGAAACAUGUAGGCGGUGUAUAGUACGUACGUGUGUGUUGCGUGUGUUCUCACGGAAAACGCGGUUGGUUAUAUGUUUUGCCCGCAGAUCGUUUUACACGCAAAGUGAAUAUCACUCCCCCCCCCCUUUUUUUCAUGUAAUGCCAUGGAACUAAAAAAAAAAGGUGUCGGAAUCUUCCGUCAUUCCAUUGCCGGCUGUCGGCGGAUCGUGUGCAGUCAAAAACCUCGGCUCAUUUCACUUGCGGUCGAAUAGAAAAAGAAUAAUAAUUAUUAUUUUUAAUUUGGCUUUGCCGGUUGUUUGAAUGUAAUUUUUUGUUUAGUUGAGCGCUAGCAUCUCUGUCGCCAACAUCUGUGUCGUCAUCAUCCAGCAGUCCGGAUUAUAAAUUUUUUUUUUUUAAAUCAUGGGCAGUCGGCGGCCGAACGCGGCUCGUGAGCGAAGUCGGGUCCAAAACUUACGUGACGCUUUCCAAUCUUUGCAGUCGGCACUGCCGGCCGUCCCGCCCAGCACCAAACUCUCCAAACUGGACGUCCUCCUCAUGGCGAGCGCCUACAUCGCCCAUCUCGGCCGACUGGUUCAGGUCGACAACGACGGCGGCGACCAGCAGCAACCGCAGCCGCAGCAGCCAACGAAUUUCAAUUCAAACGACGGCGCCACUUUCCACCCCGUCAAGAAAUGGCCAAUGAGGGCUCGACUCUACGCCGGACUGAAUCAUUCCGGUUCGCAUCGGCCACUCCGACCAGACGAAGGUCUACCGACAUCAUCAUUCAGGAGGUAAAACUCAACGAGUUGCCAACCUAACCACAAGGAGGCGGCAAUGCGCACUCGAAUAUAAUGCGCCCAAAAUAAAAAGCGAAAGUUUUCAUUCCAUUGUUUUUUGAAUGAUUCGAUAGAAUUGCGCAACCAAUUGGCAUUGAUUUCGAUGAAUUGUUUUAUUAACUUUUAAAUUUCCCGCUCGUUUAAAUCCCUUUCUCCGCCGUGUAAUUGAAUUCCAACUAACGUCCCGAUUAUGUACGGCUAAUAAAUAAUCAAAAGUCUCUCGAAUGUAUCGCGCGUCGCCAAUCGAAAUACAUCCACGUGUUAUUAAGUGGAAUCCCAUUGCAAGUGACAACUGCGUUGUCCAGCCCCGGUCCAGCUACCACCCCUCGAAGAAAAUAAGUGGGCGGAGAAGUCUAAAUCGAACCCGUUUGGACGGGUGCGAACGGGCACCAACCAGGUCGCCGGCCGUUCGAUUUCAUUCUGAAAGUGUAUAGCGGCCGGCCGGCCGGCCGUCGUCGGCCCGUGUUGUCUGGAAUAUUAUGUGUGUUCUCCCAACAGAAAACAUACAUAUCAACUGGGCUGAUUCAAUUCAGUUUUUUCUUCACCCAAUCACGAAUGUAGAAAUCGUAGUGGCGAACAAUUUUGGGAGCAAGAAUGAAUUCAUCGAAGAAAUCUUAUUUUGUUGUUUUCCGAGAAGAACCAAAACUGCUAGCCGUGAAAAACUGUUUUUGAGAGAGGGGGACACAGUUUAUGUUGUCCGAUUCGAACCAGUUGAAACGGGCCCGAGAGGUGAGAGCGUCCGUCGCCGCCGCAUCACCUUUUCGGCCAGCCAAAAGUGAUGUCAUAAGACACACACACAAAUCAUGACAAGUCUUUUCAUAUGGCAGGGGCCAGCUAGAUCAAACCAACGCGUGAAA